AUGUGCGGGUCGCCCUUGGGGCUCAGCAGGAAGCCGGGCAUCUACGACCCGGCGUUCAUCGCGGCCAACCAGGAGGCGCGCGCCGACAACCUGAUCAAGGGCAGCCGCCAGCAGCAGCUGGACGCGGUGCGCGGCCACAUCCGCGAGUUCAAGGAGUCCAGCGGCGUUGACAAGGCGCGCAGCGGGAGGGGGCCUGGCGGGUCAUCUGCGGGGCUGAUGAUGCGGUGUCGGGGGCCUGUGGCCACUGGUAGUGUGGUGGUCCUCUGGACCGCCAACACCGAGCGCUACAGCCAGCUGGCCGAGGGCCUGAACGACACCGCAGACAACCUGCUCGCCUCCAUCGAGCGCGACGAGUCCGAGGUCGCGCCCUCCACCAUCUACGCGGCGGCCUGCGUGCUCGAGGGCGUGCCCUUUAUUAACGGCUCCCCCCAGAACACCUUUGUGCCCGGCCUGCUCGAGCUGGCGGUCUCCCGCGGCGUCCUCAUCGCCGGCGACGACUUCAAGUCCGGCCAGACCAAAAUGAAGUCCGUCCUUGUGGACUUCCUCGUCGGCGCCGGCCUCAAGCCGACGAGCAUCGUCAGCUACAACCACCUCGGGAACAACGACGGCAUGAACCUCUCCGCGCCGGCGACGUUCCGCAGCAAGGAGAUCUCGAAGUCCAAUGUUGUGGACGACAUGGUGGCCAGCAACAGCCUGCUGUACGAGCCCGGGGAGCACCCCGAUCACGUGGUUGUCAUCAAGUACGUGCCCUACGUCGGCGACUCCAAGCGCGCCAUGGAUGAGUACACGUCGGAGAUUUUCAUGGGCGGCCGCAACACCAUCGUGAUGCACAACACCUGCGAGGACAGCCUGCUGGCGGCGCCGAUCAUCCUGGACCUGGUGCUGAUCGCGGAGCUGCUGACGCGGGUGACGUUCCGGCGCGACGGCGAGGCGGCGCUGCACGAGCUGCACCCGGUGGCGGCGCUGCUGUCGUACCUCACAAAGGCGCCGCUCGUGCCGCAGGGCGUGCCCGUCGUCAACGCCCUGUCCAAGCAGCGCGCCAUGCUCGAGAACUUCUGCCGCGCCUGCGUCGGCCUGCCGCCGGACAGCAACAUGAUGCUCGAGUUCAAGUGA
Messenger RNA from Monoraphidium neglectum, 1113 nucleotides. Its product is annotated as myo-inositol-1-phosphate synthase. The coding region runs from base 1 to 1113 and encodes 370 amino acids. The record is from RefSeq and is a predicted model, not a curated record. The transcript has 4 exons. Gene Ontology annotation, cellular component: cytoplasm. Gene Ontology annotation, molecular function: inositol-3-phosphate synthase activity. Gene Ontology annotation, biological process: phospholipid biosynthetic process; inositol biosynthetic process. NCBI's taxonomy places the organism in Eukaryota, Viridiplantae, Chlorophyta, Chlorophyceae, Sphaeropleales, Selenastraceae.